UCCUAAUUUGACUACAGGGAGGAAAAUGGUAUAAAGGAAAGUCAGAUGGCUCCAGUAGACAGAGGGAUAGAAACCGUUUCACUCUGCCUCCAAACUCACUUUGUGUGACACUCAUUGUGGCAGAAGAAAAGCAGCAGUGAUGGCUGAUGUAGUAAAUAUCAUGGAAGCUGUAGCCACAGCAUUGCGCUGCAUGGAAAAGGUGACUUCCUUUGCUUCCUCCUUCAACCCCAUCUUUGGCAUAGUCUCCUCUCUGGUUGCAGUGGCUCGCAAAAGCCUGGUUGAAGAUGAGGGCCAUGUUUUAGACAAGGGCUUCCAGGCAAUCAACACCAAACUGGAGAGCAUCUCCCAAAAGAAUCACCAAUGCCGGAAGAAGAUCUACAUUGACGAGGUGAAUGAAACCUAUGGCAAGCACGAAGAGUACAUCAAGCACCAGUAUGCUGCCUUCAAUAGCAUGGUGGCGCAGGCGAAGAAAGAUCCAGACAACACCCAAAACUACAUGGAGACCUUUAAGAAGAUUUAUGAGAAAGACAAGAGUGAUCUGAGCCUGGAUGUGUACUACAGUGGUGUGAUGGGUACCAAUCUGUUUGGAAGAAACUUGCUGGAGGUGUACCUAGAUAACUGCGAGGGCGACCGUGAAAUCAUGGAGCGCCACUGUUCACACAUCGCUCACCUGUUCCACAUGGGCCUCAUCACCCUCACAGCCUACACAGCUGUUACAAAGGAUGACAAAGACAAGUGCGGGAAAAGUGGGCCAAGAGGGUGGGAGACACAGUGGAAGAUGCAGGAGGUGCUCGGUCAGUGCAAAGACAAGUUGUCCAACAUAGUGCAGCAGAGAGGAGGUCCUCUGGUUUCGUGUUAACAAC
Larimichthys crocea (large yellow croaker) is the source of this 863-nucleotide messenger RNA. RefSeq lists its product as hypothetical. The transcript is spliced from 2 exons. The record is from RefSeq and is a predicted model, not a curated record. NCBI's taxonomy places the organism in Eukaryota, Metazoa, Chordata, Actinopteri, Sciaenidae. Bases 140 to 859 code for a protein of 239 amino acids.